Coccomyxa subellipsoidea C-169 is the source of this 588-nucleotide messenger RNA. Its product is annotated as arad-like aldolase/epimerase. Gene Ontology annotation, cellular component: cytoskeleton. The transcript has 7 exons. The record is from RefSeq and is a predicted model, not a curated record. Gene Ontology annotation, molecular function: actin filament binding. The annotation marks the transcript as partial. NCBI's taxonomy places the organism in Eukaryota, Viridiplantae, Chlorophyta, Trebouxiophyceae, Coccomyxaceae.
UGGCGUACAAGAGUAGAUCUUGCGGCCGCGUACCGCCUCUGCCACAGAUAUGGCUUCUCAGAAGGAAUCAACAAUCACCUCACGGUAGAAGUGCCAGGGCAGAAAGACCGGUUCCUGGUAUUUCCAUUUGGCAUGCUUUGGAACGAGGUCACAGCCAGCAGUCUGCUGCUGGUCGACACUGAAGGCAAUGUCAUCAAGGGAGAAGGCCAGCCAGAGGUCACAGCAUUUUGGAUACACAGUCGGCUGCACCAGCUGCGACCCAACACUGGCGCAGUCUUCCACACACAUCAGCCGGAGAUCACAGCGCUUUCGUGCCUGGAGGACUUCGAGCUGCCCAUGAUUCACCAGAACUCCCUGCGAUUCUACAACGACAUUGCUUAUGACACCUAUGAUGGCCUCGUGCUCACCCAGGCAGAAGGCGACCGGCUCGCAAAGGCACUGGGCAACAAGCGCGUCCUGAUCCACAGAAAUCACGGAAUCAUGGUGUGUGCAGAGACGGUGCAUGAGGCAUUUGAUGCCAUGUACUAUCUGGAGCAGGCAGCCCGGGUCACCGUCAAGGCCAUGUCAACCGGGAGGCCCCUCAAGAUU